UGCCCAGGGACUGGGGGCCCUGCCUGCCCCCCACCAUGCCCAGGGACUGGGGGCCCUGCCUGCUCCCCACCAUGCCCAGGGACUGGGGGCCCUGCCUUACCCCCACCAUGCCCAGGGACUGGGGGCCCUGCCUGCCCCCCUUAUCACUCCCAUCCCCAGGGCAGGGUGGGCAGCACUAACGCGAGCACAGAACCAUCACAUCAAGCCUUGAGGACCACAAAACCUCCACCCCCCGGGGGCAGGGAGGUGAUGCCACAGCUGCUCCCAUCCCCAAAAGAGAUGCCCUGGGGAAGGAUAUGCUGCGAGCGCCACGGCCGCGGUGCAGGGGGCGAGAGGCUUUGGUGGCACUCGAGAGGCUGUGCCAACAAACGAGGGGCACCCCUGGGGACAGGAGGGGGCUCCUAGGACCGGAGAUGGAAACCCAACUCCGACUCCAAAGCAGCUCAGCUGGUCAGGGGGGUGGGAGGGCAAAGCCAGCCCGAAGCACGCCUGGAACCCUGCCAAAGAGAAAGCUGCGGGCAGCGGGGAGAGGGCAGAAGAGGGCACCCGGAGCUGGUGCCGGCCGAGCUGCCAAGCCACCACAGGACUCGAGGCAGGGGCUGUGGGGCUGGCACCCCCCCGGGCUCUGGGUUCGGUUUUUGGGCUUUUUUCCUUCUUCAAAGAGGCAGCCAAAAGCUCUGCCCGGGGGAGCCUGGCGAAGCUGGCAGCUCCUCACAUUACAGUUUCAGGAGGUGCCACGUUACAGAGCAGCCUGGCAUGGCCCUGGGCACCGCAUCGCUGCCACCCAGGGUGGAGAAGAGACCUUCAAGAGAUCCUCGAGUCCAACCCUGAAGGGGUCCAGAAGGCUUUUUUUGCCCCCUCCCUCUCCAGGCUGGCUCUUGCCCUCCUGCAGCUCCCAGCCCCGGGGACGUGGACAAGGCACCGCCCCCCGGCGCCGCCCAUUGGACAUCCCCUCACGAAGUCCCGCCCAGAGGCGGAGCCAGAGACGUUACGCCACGCCCCCCGCCACACCCCCACCUAGCGGCCCCGCUGAUCACGUGACGCACCGGGUGCCGCCCGCGGGGCGCCGCCAUCUUGGGGAGGGAGCUGCGACCUCUGCUCCGGUACCGCCGCGGCCCAGGCCCUCCCCUCCGCUCGGUGCGCGUCUGCGGCCUCGGCCCUUCAGGGAGAGCGGGGAAGGGGACCCCGGCCCUGGGGAACCCCGGCCCUGGAGGACCCCGGCCCUGGGGGGCCGAGCUGAAGCUCAGGCAGGAGAGCUUCGCCACUCCCAAGAUGGCACCGGGCCCCGCCCCGGCCUCUCCCAAGAUGGCGCCGGCGCCGCCUACGGUGGCCGAGAGCUGCCCCUCGGCUGCGCCUGCGCCUGCGCCGCGCGGGCCGCACCGUGA
Molecule: messenger RNA, 1385 nt
Organism: Pogoniulus pusillus (Red-fronted tinkerbird)
Lineage: Eukaryota; Metazoa; Chordata; Aves; Piciformes; Lybiidae
Product: proline-rich proteoglycan 2-like
Exons: 2
Coding region: 297-1385 (362 amino acids)
Source: RefSeq, a predicted model, not a curated record